This is a messenger RNA of Tachyglossus aculeatus (Australian echidna), 2680 nucleotides long. It is a transcript of the gene DNMT3B, whose product is annotated as DNA methyltransferase 3 beta. Gene Ontology annotation, biological process: negative regulation of transcription by RNA polymerase II. Gene Ontology annotation, molecular function: DNA (cytosine-5-)-methyltransferase activity, acting on CpG substrates; DNA binding. The coding region runs from base 172 to 2676 and encodes 834 amino acids. The record is from RefSeq and is a predicted model, not a curated record. NCBI's taxonomy places the organism in Eukaryota, Metazoa, Chordata, Mammalia, Monotremata, Tachyglossidae. The transcript has 22 exons. Gene Ontology annotation, cellular component: nucleus.
CCCCGACACAACCGCACCGGACACACAGACACACACACGCACACACACGCACACACACAAAGACACCCACGGACACACACAAACACACCGAGAGAGGCCAAGCACGCGGGUUUUUUUUCCCGGAUCCCCGGUCAAUGUAGGCGCCGCCGAUCCCGCGCACCGCACGCCGCCAUGAAGGGAGGGAAACGAGACAGACGGGACCGCAACGGGGUGACGGACCUGGGGUUCGUCAACGGGGGCGACCGCCGAGACCCCCACUCCGACUUCCAAGACGCGCCCUCGCCCCCCGUCCUGGAAGCCAUCGGUGGUCCUGACGUCAGAGCGCCCACUCACCUCGAAGACGGCCCAAGCGGCGGGAGCAGAAGGCUGAGGAGGGGGCAGGCCCACAGAGACUCUUCCUGGGCCCUUGGCUACUCGGACGGGGACCUGGUGGAGGACAGGGAGAUGUCGGAGCUGGACGUGAUGCCCAAACUGUUCAGGGAAGCCAAACUGCGGUCUGAAAACCCAGCCGUGAGACCCCGAGGGUCCGCAGGGAGGGAGAGCAGUCUGAGGCAAAGACCCUCCUCGCGCGUGUUCUUUCAGGCCGGGCCCGCAGUCCACGGCAGGAGACGCAGAGCGGGCAUCAGUCCGGAGACCCCCAAGGACCCCCCGCCCAUCCGGGUGACGAGGAGGCGGGCGGCGGGGGCGGUCCAGGUUCCGGCCGGGAGCAGCUGCCCCCUCAUCGACCUCACGGAGGAGGACGAAGAGCCGAAGGUGUCCUCGCUCCGCAGCGCAGACGGAAAGACUCAGGAGCCCGGGAGCCGGGAGCCGGCCGAUCCAGGGGAAUACCAGGAUGGGAAGGAAUUUGGAAUCGGCGAGCUGGUCUGGGGGAAAAUCAAGGGGUUUUCCUGGUGGCCCGCCAUCAUCGUGUCCUGGAAGUUGACGUCCAAACGGCAGGCCAUCUCCGGGAUGCGGUGGGUUCAGUGGUUUGGCGAUGGGAAAUUCUCCGAGGUUUCGGCGGACAAGCUGGUGGGACUCGCGGCCUUCAGUCAGCACUUCAACGCAGCCACUUUCAACAAGCUGGUGUCUUACCGCAAGGCCAUGUUCUACGCCCUGGAGGUGGCGAGGAACCGUGCCGGGAAAACCUUUCCCGGCAGCGCCGGGGAUUCCCUGGAAAACCGGCUGAAGCCGAUGGUGGAUUGGGCCCACGGGGGCUUCCAGCCCAUGGGCUUCGAGGGGCUGAGACCCCCCAAGACCUCAGAGAACAGAGCGCACAAGUCCCGCCAUGCCGACUCGGCCGUCGUGGAGUCCUGCCCCCCGAGCAAGAGGCUCAAGACCAACCUGUGUAACAACGGCAAGGAGCGCGCCGAAGAGGAUCGGAGCCGAGAACAAAUGGUGUCCGACGUGACCAACAACAAGAAGUGCCUCGAAGACAGCUGCCUGUCAUGUGGUAGGAAGAAUUCAGCUACGUUCCACCCGCUCUUUGAGGGGGGCCUCUGCCAGACCUGCAAGGACCGCUUCCUGGAGUUGUUCUACAUGUACGACGACGACGGCUACCAGUCGUACUGCACCGUCUGCUGCGAGGGGCGGGAGCUGUUGCUCUGUAGCAAUACCAGCUGCUGUAGGUGCUUCUGCGUGGAGUGCCUGGAGGUGCUCGUGGGGCCGGGCACGUCGGCCAACGCCAAGGAGCAGGAGCCGUGGAGCUGUUACAUGUGCCAACCCCAGCGCAGCCACGGGGCCCUGCAGCGGCGCCAUGACUGGAACCGGCGGCUCCAGGACUUCUUCACCAACGACAAGGGCCAGGAAUACGAGGCGCCUAAGAUUUACCCAGCGGUCCCUGCGGAACGGAGGCGGCCAAUCAGAGUGCUCUCCCUGUUUGACGGCAUAGCGACAGGUUAUCUGGUCCUCAAGGACCUGGGCAUCAAGGUGGAUAAGUACGUGGCCUCGGAGAUCUGCGAAGACUCCAUCGCCCUGGGCACCGUCCGGCACGAGGGGAACAUCGAAUACGUCCACGACGUCCGGAAUAUCACCAAGAGACACAUCGACGAGUGGGGCCCCUUCGACCUGGUGAUCGGCGGAAGUCCCUGCAACGACCUCUCCAACGUGAAUCCCGCCAGGAAGGGUCUGUAUGAGGGUACUGGACGCCUUUUCUUUGAGUUUUAUCACCUCCUCAACUACGCCCGUCCCAAGGCCGGAGAGAAGAGACCCUUCUUCUGGAUGUUUGAGAACGUCGUGGCCAUGAGGGUGAACGACAAGAGGGACAUCUCCAGGUUUUUAGAGUGCAAUCCGGUCAUGGUGGACGCCAUCAAGGUGUCAGCAGCCCACCGCGCUCGCUACUUUUGGGGCAACCUGCCCGGGAUGGACAGGCCGCUGGUAGCUUCAAAGACCGAUAAACUUGAGCUUCAGGACUGCCUGGAGUUCAAUAGGAUAGCCAAGUUGAGGAAAGUGCGAACUAUUACGACCAAGUCCAACUCAAUCAAACAGGGGAAAAGUCAGCAGCUCCCCGUUAUCAUGAACGGUAAAGAAGACAUUUUGUGGUGCAGUGAGUUAGAAAGGAUCUUUGGCUUCCCCGUGCAUUACACAGACGUGUCCAACAUGGGCAGGGGGGCUCGGCAGAAGCUGCUGGGAAAGUCCUGGAGCGUUCCCGUGAUCAGGCACCUGUUCGCGCCCCUCAAGGAUUACUUCGCCUGUGAAUAGCCCA